Durusdinium trenchii is the source of this 3298-nucleotide messenger RNA. Lineage: Eukaryota; Dinophyceae; Suessiales; Symbiodiniaceae. The record is from the annotation of a GenBank genome assembly.
CGACUUUUUUGGGUGUCUCAUCAAUUUUGAUGGUUGUUUUCUGUCUUUUUCACGACUUCUGGCCUUGUAACUCGCCCAAGUCCAUAGUGUGUCACCUGACGAAACGCGCCGGUACCGCUGGCCGCUUACGCCUAAAAGCGCAGUUGUUGGGCAACAGAGCUGGAGACGUUUCAGAGCUAGGCAUUGAAUGGCAUUGAGCCAGCACCGCCAAAUUCCUGUGACAGGAUUUUUGAGAAGCAGAAUGAGGAACUUUUGAGUUACGAUAGUCAUGCCUUUCUGUACUUUGCACUGACAGUCCUUAGCGUUGUCCUGGUGCCUUGGACCUAUUUCUUGAUCAAAACUAUACUGUGUCCAAGGCCAUCUUCAGAGCUGGACUUCGAGUCUGGAGGAAGUGCAAAGCCAGAAGGUUGUGAAGUGCGGCUUUGUAAGACCUCCUUCAUGGAGGCCAGACGACAAAACUCCUUGAAGAUUGCGAAAGCCACAAGGUUUCGUGGUCUCAACUUGGUGCAAAUCGUCGGGCUUGCUAUUGGCUGGUCACUGAUGAUGCGGGUACUUGCUGAGCUCAAGGACGCUCCCACAGAACUGCGCACCUUCGACCCUUACCAAAUCUUGGAGGUAUCUAGGGGUGCAGAGCUGCGGGAGAUCAAGAAGGCCUAUCGCACCAAGUCUCUCCAGCAUCAUCCGGACAAGGACAAAGAUAACCCAUUGGCUCCAGCAUUAUUUCAGCAGGUCUCCAAGGCUUAUGCUGCUUUGACCGAUGAGGCCGCUCGGAAGAACUACGAGAAGUACGGGAACCCUGAUGGCCCGGGGCAGAUGAAGAUGGGAAUUGCCCUUCAUCCGUCCUUGCUGGUAAAGGAGAACCAGAUCUUUACCCUGUGCUGCUUCUUUGGUUUGCUCUUCCUGGUCCCUUUCUCUGUGGUUUGCUGCUGCUUGAGGGGCUCCAAUGUCUCCACCGGGGGUGUCAGUGCAGAGACCCUCAAGAUCUUUCAUGCCUGUAUUGACUUGGAGGUGAUGCUGGAGGACACUCCUGGCUUGCUAGCAGCGGCAGCAGAGGAACGUCGGCAGAUGUGCGCAGACGCCAGAGCCUGUAUGGAGGCAAUGUCUGUGAGUCAUCCAGAGCCGAUGCAAUCUGGCACUUUGGUGCGCUUCACGCAGGAUACCAGCAGUGGUGAGCAGAAAGGCCGCCGUGGUGUUCUUCGAAGAAGAGGCCCUGAUGGCCGAUGUGAAGUUGAGGUUUGGCCAACCUCCGGGCCACCGCAGAAGCCCGAGGACGUACAGACCAAGGUCUUUCCUCAGUCCGUCCUGGCUUCUUCGGAGCCAAGGAUUCCGUGUCCCUUCACUGAUCCGGCAAUUCGAAGGGGCUCUGCCAUGCUGUGGGCGCACAUGCGACGCAUGCAUCCGCAUAUGUCACCAAUGGCACAGGCAGAGCUUACAAACCGUUUGGUGCAGACGCCAAAGCUCUGCAGAGCAAUGAUUUCCAUCGCAUCACAUGGCGAGGGAGACCGAUCAGGCUUCAUAGAAGUGGUGCGCAGCUGCAUUAUGCUGCAGCGCUGUUUGGUUCAGGCGAUUGAUUUCAAUGAUUCGCCACUACUGCAAUUGCCCCAUGUCAGGUCGGUGCCAAAGGGAGCGCCAGGCUUUCAUGAGGUGGUGCGGUCACCAGAAAAGUCUUUGCUGAAACAGCUUGGCUCUUUGACAGCGGAGCAGGUCUUAGACAUCCAGUCUUUUUGCCAGCACGUGCCUUUGGUUGAGCUCAGCUACACAGUGGAGGUGAAUGAUGAGGCAGAGAUGGCUGAAGGUGACAUGUCCACACUGAAGGUCACGCUCACCAGAACCAAUCUCUCCAAAGCGGAAUGUGCCGGUCCAGUUCACGCACCUUUUUUUCCUGCCGUCAAGUACGAGGAAUGGUGGCUGCUCGUCUAUGACAAGCGUGGCCGAAGGAUGAUAGCUGCUGACUUGGUUCUGGGGACUGGGCGCGUCUGCAAAAGCAGCGUGAAUUUUAUAGUUCCUAGACCGGGUGAGUUUGAGUGGACCGUUUUCGCCAUGUGCGACUCCUACGCAGGUCUCGAUGUGACGCUGGACGUCCACUUCAAAGCAGCCAAGAAAUCCGAGGUGGACCGGUCCAUUUUUGUUCAUCCUGAGGACGCCGAGAUCAAAACACUCUUUGAGGAGCUGAUGAUGGGACUCGAUCAGGACCAGGAAUCAGACUCUGAGGAAGAGGAAGAGCCUUCAGCCCGGCAGGAGCAAAUGCUCAAGCGGGAUGCCAAGAAAGACGUCAACGCCGUGGAGGUUGUCGACGGCGACUCAGGGGAGACCGAGGAAAACAAGAAGGUGGAGAGCAAGGAGAAAAAGGAGGCAAAAAAGACAGAAGGCUCCGAUGAGGAGGAUGAAGAAGAGAAAGCUGUACCAGAUGGGUCGUAUUUUCGAAUCACUGACACCACUGGCAGCUUUAUCUACCGAGAGCCCACAGAGGAUCCUUCGAUGCGAAUAGGAUCAUUGCCCAAAGGUGCAGUACUGCGAGGUUUUCAAGAGGGCCGUCCAGAAGGCUGGUUGGAGGUCCCCACAGGAGCACAAGGAAUUUGGGUCAAAGUGGAUGGUGCCAUCAAGACAGACGAGAAAGAUGAGCCUGGUCAACCUGCAGAAGACUUGGGCCCUUUACCUGAGAUUUGCUUGCGGGACCUGGUCAAGGCUCAUGCGCCCAUCUGCCUCUUGAAGCGCUGGAUCCGCCAGACGGCCAAAGAAGUCACAGCCGAAGACUUGCUUCAGGUUCGCGAGAUGGACAACGCCCGAGCCAGAUUCCUUGUGGAGGAUCUGCUGUUUCGUCGUUUGGGAGCAGAAGGCUUCUCGAAGCUUCUCGAUGGAGCUGAGGUGCUCACCAAGAAGUUUCAGCAGCGAAUCCAAAAAGCACGUGGAUUCUUCCAGACGGCGAAUGGCAUCAUUUGGCACGUGACCCCUGAGGGUGACGUGAAAGGUCUUCAUAGAGAUGGUUCCAAGAUCCGAGAUCGCAUACAGGUGACGGAAGAAGACAAGCUGCAAAUUGGGCCCUUCCGCCUGGACGAAGAGCGUCAAUGCAGCUGCAUUCAUUGGAACCGGAAGGAUGAUCCCGAAAAGACGUGGAAUUGGUCAAGGGAUAAUUCCUUGCGAACAAGGGUGCGGUUGGCGACAGGUGAGAGAGCUUAGGUAGCUACCGAAUGAAUGGGAGCCGGGAACCUGCGACCCGCUCGAGUUCCAGUUAAUGCUGGCAUCAAAGGUGCAGUAAUGAGCCUCCUCGGUGCUGCAACCCACAAGAAUCAAACUUGAC